GAAUUGAAAUCAAGCAUCAUUUCCGCUUGUGUCGUCGUAUUUCGCAUUUCUCCUUCCAUGAGUAAAGUGAACGAUUGCUGUAUUACACUAUUUUCGGAAAUACAGUAAAUUAAUCAUGUCCUACAAUACAAGAAGAAGCAACAUGGGCUACGGUGCACCUCAGCAAAACAAUCCUAUGGGGCAAAGGAGGCCACCAGCAGCACCAAACAGCUUCUUUGUUUCCGGUGGUCAGGUGUACAGAGCCAUACAGAGCCAUGGUAGUUGCACAUAUAUAGGCACCUAUUUGUAUUGUGUUCAUUAGAAAUCUGAUUAAACUUCCUUACAAUUUCAAUUCAUCCUUGUCUAGUCAUAGAGAUAUACAUGUGGGGAAUGAAUUGAUUUUUAUUGGAAAUUUAAGCAAUUCUCUUUGAACAACACAUGUAUCUUGACUGCAUAUUGUGUGUUUCUUAUUUUGUUGUUAACUUUCGAUUCUGCAUCCUGGCAGUAUCUGAGUAACAGCGUACAGGUUUAACACUGUGUUAGUUACGAGCAAUUGAACGCAUGGUUAUCUACAAAAGAGUAACCGCGCUUUAUUUCUCUUUAACUGCCAGUGUUUUAGGUAAACAAUUUAGAGUCAAGAUAUGAAAUUAAAUAGAUAUCUUUAACUGCAUGUUGUGUUUGAGGAUAGUUAAAGUGCCACGAUCAGAACCAAACUAAUAAUCGCUCGAUUUUACGUAGUGGUAAUUUUAACUAUCAACAUAUCUCAGUUAAAGAUGCACCUAUAUGGGUGCCUCACACCGUCGAGGGUUUAAUAUUUAAUGAUAAAUUUAACCCUGCUCGUAUAGCUGUCUGGCUCACAACAAAAACCAUUAAUGAAGGGGCCAGCAUAUCAGCAGCCAAGAAUGACUCAGGCUCCUCAAAGACCCCCACAUCAGAAUGUCCAGAACUUUAAUGCUCAGGCUCAACAACAGCAGACCCAACAAAAUCAGACGCCAAACAUUCAGCAGAAACAGGCCCGGCCUCAGGAACCUCAAUCAACUCCAGUUCAACCGAAACCAAGUCCUUCGGUUCAGCAAACUCCCCCUCCUGUAGAACCGCCAAAAGCAGCUACUACAGUUUCACCAACGCCUGUAGCAGCACCAACGCCUGUAGCAGCACCAACACCUGUACCUGCACCAGAACUGGCACUCGAACCUCAAACGGCUCCAGUUGAGGUAUCCAAUCCUCCUCCAUCUCUGGGUCCAACCGAAGACUACAUGGACUUGGAAAUGGAUAACAAAAAGAGAUUGUUUUGGAAGAAAGGUAACAAGAUUUCCAAAGCUGAAAAGCUCCGCAAGCGUAAUUUGAGAUUGAGCAAGAUUCUGCAGCCAAAGAGCGCCAUUAUGAUCCUCAAUGAGUUGGUGAAAGGAUGUUCUUACAAUGUCGAAGAACUCCCUGUUAAAACCGAUGCUGCUCACUUUAGAAGUAUUGUUAAUUUUGAUGGACAGGAGUUUGCUGGCACGGGACGCACGAAAAGCCUAGCACGGAAUGCUGCUGCAGAAAGAGCUUUAAAGUAUCUGGUCAAGAAUAAGAAAAUGACUUCGACGAAAAAAGAAGGAGCCGAUGCCGAUGGUGAUUGGAAGAUGGAAGUUGAUGGAGAAGACAAUCAAACAUUGCCAUGGUCACAUAUUGCUUCUUUUGCUAUGUAUAAAUUGUUUUCCACUUGGGGAGAAGAUCGUUUGUUCCAGAAAGAGAUGACUGAUCCAUCAGACUUAAUUUUGAAAGUGAAUGCUGGUCCCAAGGAACCAAAACCUGCUAAAAAAAUGCCCGAAAAUCCCGAACUCAUGAACCCGUUAAUGUUGAUGCAUCAGAUGAUGCCGACCGCCGUUUGGCAAGAAGUUGAGAGUAAAGGAAAUCCACCAAAUGUAAUAUUCACGUUUUCUUUAUCCAUCGAGGGAAAGCAAUUUAUCGGAUCUGGUUCAAGCAAAAAGGCUGCUAAAAAGUUAGCAGCAUUUGCAGCAUGUCACGACGUUCUGCAAGUUCAAUAUCCUCCGGAUAUAUGGACUCCAGUCUAAUGCAGCUGAGUUUCAUGUAGGUUUUUCAUUUGCUGCAUCUCUAAGCUUCUCUAAAUUAGGGUACAGAGAGGAUGUAUGAUCCAUACAAUUAUUUGAAUAAGUUUGUGUUAUUUAACGAUGGCGACCUGUUACAAGAUAGAAGUAAUUACAAAUUAUCUCAUUUGUAUUCGAAAAGUUAGUUGAUGCAGAUAAUGGUUGCAAUAUUAUUCGCAUAUGUGAUUCUGAUGAUUACUUCAUUAUAAUACAAUUUAUAAUUUUUUUAUUUCAACUUUGGGACAUAUUAGUUGCUAUAAAGAAAGUCUAUAUCAUGCUGAUACAAAGUUAAUGGUAUCGUACUGCGGUAUUAAAUUUGUUUAAUGUAUAUGGACGUAUUAUAAUGAGGAAUAAAAUAUCUUGUAUAUAA
Dendroctonus ponderosae (mountain pine beetle) is the source of this 2436-nucleotide messenger RNA. Its product is annotated as double-stranded RNA-specific editase B2. The transcript is spliced from 9 exons. The record is from RefSeq and is a predicted model, not a curated record. The coding region runs from base 852 to 2033 and encodes 393 amino acids. Gene Ontology annotation, cellular component: cytoplasm; nucleolus. Gene Ontology annotation, molecular function: double-stranded RNA binding; double-stranded RNA adenosine deaminase activity; tRNA-specific adenosine deaminase activity. NCBI's taxonomy places the organism in Eukaryota, Metazoa, Arthropoda, Insecta, Coleoptera, Curculionidae. Gene Ontology annotation, biological process: RNA processing; adenosine to inosine editing.